This is a messenger RNA of Kogia breviceps (pygmy sperm whale), 5458 nucleotides long. It is a transcript of the gene CYP2U1, whose product is annotated as cytochrome P450 family 2 subfamily U member 1. Gene Ontology annotation, molecular function: oxidoreductase activity, acting on paired donors, with incorporation or reduction of molecular oxygen, reduced flavin or flavoprotein as one donor, and incorporation of one atom of oxygen; heme binding; steroid hydroxylase activity. NCBI's taxonomy places the organism in Eukaryota, Metazoa, Chordata, Mammalia, Artiodactyla, Physeteridae. The record is from RefSeq and is a predicted model, not a curated record. Gene Ontology annotation, biological process: xenobiotic metabolic process. Gene Ontology annotation, cellular component: intracellular membrane-bounded organelle; cytoplasm.
AUGGCCUCCGCCGGGCUGCCCCAGGCCCCCGCCGAGGACUCCCCCUGGCCUCUGCGCCUCCUGCACGCCCCCCCGCGGCUGCUGCGGCUGGACCCCACGGGCGGCGCGCUGCUGCUUCUCGUUCUCGCCGCGCUGCUGGGCUGGAGCUGGCUGUGGCGGCGCCCGAAGCGGGGCAUCCCCCCCGGGCCCACGCCCUGGCCCGUGGUGGGCAACUUCGGCUUCGUGCUGCUGCCGUCUUUCCUCCGACGGAAGAGCUGGCCGUACCGGCGGGCAAGGACCGGAGAAUUGAAUACCUCGGGCCUGGGCGUGCAGUUGCUCCUGGCAGACCUGGCCCGUGUGUACGGCAAUAUCUACAGCUUCUUCAUCGGCCACUACCUGGUGGUGGUCCUCAACGACUUCCAGAGCGUGCGCGAGGCGCUGGUGCAGCAGGCCGAGGUCUUCAGCGACCGCCCGCGGAUGCCGCUCAACUACAUUCUGACCAAGGGGAAGGGGAUUGUAUUCGCACAUUAUGGUCCAGUCUGGAGACAACAGAGGAAGUUCUCUCAUUCAACUCUCCGUCAUUUUGGCUUGGGAAAGCUUAGCUUGGAGCCCAAGAUUAUUGAGGAGUUCAAAUAUGUGAAAGAGGAAAUGCAAAAGAAUGGAGAAGUCCUCUUCAAUCCUUUCCCCAUUGUCAACAACGCUAUCUCUAACAUAAUUUGCUCUUUGUGCUUUGGCCAGCGCUUUGAUUACACCAAUAGUGAGUUUAAGAAAAUGCUUAAUUUUAUGUCACGAGCAUUAGAAAUCUGUCUGAACACCCAGCUCCUCUUGGUCAACAUAUGCUCCUGGCUUUAUUACCUUCCCUUUGGACCAUUUAAGGAAUUAAGACAGAUUGAAAAGGAUUUAACUAUUUUCCUUAAAAAAAUCAUCGAAGACCAUCGAGAGUCUCUGGAUGUAGAGAACCCUCAGGACUUCAUAGACAUGUAUCUUCUCCAUGUGGAGGAGGAGAGGAAAAAUAAUAGCAAUAGUAGUUUUGAUGAAGAUUACUUAUUUUAUAUCAUUGGCGAUCUCUUCAUUGCUGGCACUGAUACCACAACUAACUCUUUGCUUUGGUGCCUCCUGUAUAUGUCACUGAACCCCGACAUACAAGAAAAGGUUCAUGAAGAAAUUGAAAGGGUCAUUGGUGGUGACCGUGCCCCUUCCCUCACUGACAAGGCCCGGAUGCCCUACACAGAAGCCACCAUCAUGGAGGUGCAGAGGCUGAGCGUGGUGGUACCACUCUCCAUCCCUCACAUGACCUCAGAGGAAACAGUGCUCCAAGGGUAUACCAUUCCUAAAGGCACGAUAAUAUUACCCAACUUGUGGUCAGUACACAGAGACCCAGCCAUUUGGGAGAAACCAAAUGAUUUCUACCCUAAUCGAUUUCUGGAUGAUCAAGGACAGCUUAUUAAAAAGGAAACAUUUAUUCCUUUUGGGAUAGGGAAGCGGGUAUGUAUGGGAGAGCAGCUGGCAAAGAUGGAGUUAUUCCUGAUGUUCGUGAGCCUAAUGCAGAGUUUCACGUUUGCUUUGCCUAAGGACUCGAAGCCGAUCCUGACUGGGAAAUACGGUCUCACUUUGGCCCCACAUCCGUUUAAUAUAAUCAUUUCAAAGAGAUAAAUAACAUCUCCAUGAAGACACGGUGCAGAGAAUGUAAAUACACGUCCUUCUAAACAGAUUCUUCCUUCUGUAAUCGACAGCGGAUCCAGCAACUCUGCAGGUCUAGGUUAGGCGUGGAUUAGAGAGAGAUUGGAAAGAGGGUAGAGCACGUGGGACCUUUCACCUUGGAGGGUUCCUCAGGAGGAAACUUCAGCCGUUUUAGUAAGGCACGUGACUUGGGGGAUGGCGACGGAAGUACUGAAUGCGGAAGCAGGGGAUCCAGAUUUUAUUCCCAGCCGCCUCCACCAAUGAGCAUUUCUUCUCAUCCCUCAGUGCCUCAGUCAUUCCACGUGGAGAAUGACGGUAACAAAAUUUGACUUCUCUCUCUAUCUUGGCAUGAAUGAUGGUCAAAUGCUCCAUCUUUUCUGACAUCACCAAAGCACUGUUAAGCUCUGGAGAACAAAUUCAGGAGGAGAAGGAAGACCUACCUGUUUAAGACCCAGGACAACAUGAAAGUGGUGUUCAGACUUGCGUACUUCAUCAGAGAAGGACGUGGGUUUAGGGGACAAUGAAUUAGAGCUUUUCUUUUUGUUUUUUUGUGUUUUUUUUAACUUAAUUUCUUUUCGGCUGCGUUGGAUCUUUGUCGCUGCGUGGGCUUCCUCUAGUUGCGAUGUCAAGUUAAGAAAAGGAAGAGGGAAUAGACUUCCAAAAAGAGGGAGAUGGCCACAUGUAAUGUCACAGUGCAGAGGUCACCUCCUGAGGGACGGCUUCCGCUAAAGCCCUAUCUAAAGUGGCCUUUCCUGAGAACACCCUGCUAUAGACUGAAAGUUUGUGUGCCCCAAGAAUUCAUUAAUUGAAACCUGAUCCCAGUGUGAUUGUAUUUGGAGGUGGGACCUUUGGGACGUGAUUGUGUCAUGAGAGUGGAGGCCUCAUGCAUGGGAUUAGGAUCCUUACAAGAGCCCAGAGAGCUCCCUGUCCCCCCCUGCCAUAUGAGACUGCAGUGCAAAGACAGCCAUCCAUGAACCAGGAAGCAGGCUCUCACCAGACACUGAAUCUGCGGAUGCCUUGAUUCUGGACUUCUAGUCUCCAGACCUGUGAGAAGUAAACUUCUGUUAUUUGUAAGAUACUCAGUCUAUGGUAUUUUUGUUAUAACAGCCUAAAUGGACUAAAAUAUUCCCUGAUUCAUCACCCAGCUUAUUUCCUUCAGAGCCCUCCCUCCUCACUAUUUACAGUUACCCUGUUUAUUUAAAUCCUCAGUUUCCACCAUUUUUUUAACCUCUGGCCAGAGGUGCCCUUUGUUGCACAAGUUUUCAAUUUUGAUGAAGUCCAAUUUGUUUAUUUUUUUUGUUGUUGCCUGUGUCUUUGGUGUCAUAUCCAAGAAAUCAUUGCCAAAUCCAAUGUCAUGAAGGUUUUUGCCUGUUUUCUUCUAAGAGUUUUAUAGUCUUAGCUUUUAUGUGUAGGUCUCUGAUCCAUUUUGAAUUAAUUUUUGUAUAUGGUGUAAGGUAAGGGUCUAACUUUACUUCUAUGCAUAUGGAUAACUAUUUUUCCAACACUAUUUGUUGAAAAGACUGUCUUUUUCCCAUUGAAUGGUCUUGGUACUCUUGUCAAAAAUUGUUUGACCAUAUAUAUGAGGAUUUAUUUCUGGGUGGAUACUAUCUUUUAAAGUAAUGUAUCACUAAACAGUUUUGUAGUAACACUGGGAUAUUCAGACGAAUCAGUGAAACAAAAUAGAGAGCAUAUCCUCUAGUGUAUAAAAGUGGCAUCACAUUAUGAAAGAACAGGAAUAAUGUAUUUCAAAAAAUGCUAGGACAGUUGGUUAAUUACUUAGAAAACUAAAGUAACAUCUUUUCUCCAAUUAACUUAUUUUUCCAAGUUAAUCCCCAAAGGAUGAAUUUCCCAAAAUAAUCCAAGUUAAUCCCCAAAGGUCUAAAAAGUAAAAAGAAUACAUCUGUAUGUGUCUCUGAAAUAUUUGAUAUAUUCUAAGCAUGAAACAGUUAUGGACAUUUUGAAACAUACAGAAGUUAUCGGCAAAUCUUGCCUCAUCUGCAUUAUCCCACUUGCCUCUAGCCCCAUUCUGCACUGAUUUAUUGUGAAGCAAAUAUUAGACAUAUCGCACGAACAUAUUCAUAACAUAGAAUAUGACUUGCAAGGAUGGCUAAUCUCUAGUCGUAGUUACAUUUCAAAGAACUAUUGACAAGGGGUACAAAUCUAUUGACAAAAUAGCCUAAGAAAAUAUUUCAGAAUGUCAAAUCAAACAGACCAGAAGAACAUGGUUAAGCUAUUUUUCUCAAACAUGUUUACAAUUAAAUUACUAAUGGAACAACAACUGAUAAGAAUGCUACUGAAUGACCUAUAUCUUAUAGUUCCUUCUUAGUCAGGUUUACAACUCAAGAGUUUUCUUUCUUUAGGUUGUGCCUUAUUUAAAGGAAAAUUUUCCACAAGGAAUCUACCAAUUUGGCAUUUCUAAUUCUAAAACAUGACACUAAAGAGGGAGAUUACACCAGUGAAAACUCUUUUCUCCCAUCAUACUCUGCUCGGCAGCAUUUGUCCUCAGUGUAUUAUUUUUUUCAAUCUGAGCUUGUUUAGCAACCUUCUUCCCACCUGGUAUGCAAAGGCAUGUAGUGAAUUGUCAGUUAUUGUAGUUUUGAAAGAUACCUUCCAAGGAUAUUUAAGUCCUUUAUAUGGUUUCCUUGUACACAAACUAAUGUUCAUGAAAAAGCUGGUGCCUAAAGAUAAAAAUUAAAACAAAUUAACUAAAACCUCAGUAAAGCUGUUAUUUUUAAAAAGGGAGGGAGAGAGACAGAGAGAGAUGGCAACUAAAUGCCAUACUUGACUCUAGACUGGAUUUAGUACUAGAAGGAAAAAAAAACUAUAAAGGACAUUAUUAGGUCAAUUAACUAAAUUGGAAUACAGGAGAUCAGUUGGAUAGAAAUGUAUCAAUGUUAAAUUUACUAAAGUUGAUUACUAUCGUUACGUCAGAGAAUCACCCUAUUCCUAGGAAAUAUGCAUUGAAAUAUUAUAAAGGACCGUGAUGUGUGUAACUUAUCUCAGAUGGUUCAGAGAUUACGCAUAAUGUAUAUAAUAUCUGUCUUAUCUAUUAUAGAUAAGUAGAUCUAGGCAAUUGAUAAGAUAAAGCAAAUGUGAUAAAAUGUUAGCAAUAGGUAAAUAUGGCUAAGAGAUAUAUGGGUUCCUUUGUACUAUUUUUACAGUUUUUCUAUGUGCAAUUCUAAAUAAAUUGAGAAAAAUUACAUAUGAUUGAGAUCAUGAUUCUCAUAAAAAGGUCCACCCUCAUCUGGCCCCUGCCUACCUUUGCAGUCUCAUCUUCAUUCACCCAAAAGUACCCUGUGCUUUUGUUAUCCUAUGUUCAUGUAUUUCCAGACCACUCUCUAAUCUCGGUUCCUUCACAGACUACAUAUACAUUUUUCUCUCUGUCUGGAAUGUCCUCAAAACAUUUUCUCUGCCCGAAAACCUUCUAAUCAUCCUCACUACUCUGCUGUAAUAUAUCCAUCAUGAUGAAGUAGGUUAGGACACUGGUUAUGAGCAACAACGUUGCACUCGGGUAGACUGGGGCUCAAGACCUGCCUCUAUUCUUCCUGCCUAUCACACCUCAGGCAAGUUAUUUUCCUCUCUAAGCUUCCAGUUUUCCCAUAUGCAAAAAGAGAAUAAAAAUAGUGACAUCAGACUGAUGGGAGUGGAUGAGAAGUUACGUAUUACAUGCUUGGCACAGAGCCUGGCAAAUUAAGCAUUCAUUAAAUGCUAGUCUUCCCCUAGCCUCCCCCGCCCCCCUCACUACCCACCUCCCACAGCCCCUUGCAUUCCCUUCUGGAAAGCACAACAUUUUGUUCCA